AAGAGGCUUGGCCGAUACGAUCUUGGUGCACAAAGUUGCAAGCUAUGGCUACUAAAAGGUAUGGGCAAGCCUUGAAGUUGCUGAAAAUUUUGGAACCAAUGAUGUUGUUUGAUCGCUCUACAGUUCCGGGAACAACUCAAGGUCCUUCUUUACCUGAUGAUGUGAUCGAGUUUGAACCACAAAUGUUUUUUGAAUUUGCAAUCAAAGCAUCUUAUUCAAGUCGAACCAGAUUAACAAAGCCAAAUUGUAUCAAUGAUUUUUCAGAAGGGUUGGUGAAAAUUAGCAACUUUUUAGAAGCAAGAGGUGGCACUAACGGUUUCUAUAUUGUGGACGGUGAAUUUUUUCGUCAUUACAACUUCAAGGCAGCUAAUAGAGGUGAUCAAGAGAAUUUUACGCCAAAUUUUUGGCCAAUCAAUUGCAAUAUGGUAUCCUCACAACGUAUAAUCAACAUUGGUUCCUACGAAGACCUAAAACGAACCACGUGCUCUUUAUAUCUAUCCUACAGUAGAAAUAGAAUCAAGGGAUCGUCAAUCUUCCAGGGCUAUUCCUACAUACAACAUCUGUCUAGAACAAAUACUAAAUGUCCAAGUCCAGGAGAAACAUCACCUUCAUCACCAUCCAGUUUUUAUGACAAUGAAAGUUCUGAUAAUAAUAUCUCGUCGGGUUCGGAUUAUGAGGAAUCACCACCUUCAUCACCAUCAAUUUUUUAUGACAACAAAAGUUCAGAAAAUGAUAUUUCGGAUGAUGAAGAAACAUCAAAGGAAUCUAAACGAACAUGA
Molecule: messenger RNA, 779 nt
Organism: Funneliformis geosporum
Lineage: Eukaryota; Fungi; Glomeromycota; Glomeromycetes; Glomerales; Glomeraceae
Source: the annotation of a GenBank genome assembly